GGCUCGUCUGGGCUGAAGGCAACAUGGUUGUGUAAAUUAUCAGUACGUAAGCGAUUCAAAGCCCCGGGAGACGUUCUAAAGAUAGAAAAGAUAAAUCGUAGUCAUAUAGGAAAGAUAGGACGUGGGAUCACAUUAGAAAAUCGUAGCACAGAUCCUCGCAGGGAGAACUACGUAUGAAAGAACGACGAAGAAAGACUUUAUCGACAGGAAUUGCCUGUACUCGCGAGUAACGCAUACAGAGGCACGCGCGAAACGAGAAGAACCUCUUCUGACGAAAGGUCGCGUCGUUGAAAAUACUCGCACACAAUAACCACAUACUCUUUCGCCUCUCUCUUCCUUCGACCGAGAUGAGGAAGAAGGAACAGGGUGCAGAAGCAGCACUCCGCUGAUCAACGAGCCAGCAUCUGCUAAAACCGAGGGGAAAUUGUGGCUCGUGGCUUGUAAAUCGCGCGAAUCGAUUCGGUUGACAAUUUGAACACGCGUCGGCGAUCAGGGAAAUCGUGUUUCAUCUAUCCAUCAGAAAUGUCUACCAUCUCGUUUCUCCACUAUCAAUAAGUCAUUACCGAAGUCAUUAAGCGAUUUAUUAUCAGUGAAAUAUUUCAACGCAGUUGUUUUCAAUGAAGACAAAAGAGGAACUUUAUCAACAUAUAUGGUUUGUUAUUAUUUCGAUUUAUCGUAAGAUUUGGAGAAGAUAAAUCCUAUUGAAGAAGAGAAAAAACAGAUUUUCCGCAAAUUUCGAUGCGUAUUUUGACUGAACUUUAAACUGAAAAUUAUCGAGAACGAGUAUUCGACAAAGAGCAAAUGGAUUUCAACUUUUCAUCUACGACGUAGCAGUUCCAAUUUCGACGACUACUUUGACGAUAACUUUGAAUAGGACAUCAGUGAUGAAACAAAACAUUGUUAAACUUUUUGACUAUUCGUAAAGUGGUAAUCAAGCGGUGAACGAAGAACUAGAAGUGAUAACUGCAAGAUCUGGAAGGAUUCUUCCUUUCUCUUAGGAAGGAUAUCUUAAAUCCUGCUUCGAGACAGGAACCCAGUGAAACGCUUUAACGCGGGUGAUUUGAUGAAAUGAUGGGGAAGCAGCUGGUUGCAGUUGCUUGAUUAAAGUGCUCGUUCGUUUUUCGGCCGGAUUAAUUUCCGUGGGGCAUCUGUCGAUUCAUCAUCGACGCGAAUCAAAGAUUAACGGAGCUUGAUAUAGAGGUGAUCCGAAAGCUUGAUCCGGACAAAUAGUAUAAUAAUUGCUCGCCAAAGCAAGAAAAGGAUUAGUGUAUUGGUGGUUCUUCUUUAUUUCCGGAAAAAAAGGAACACACCAUCGUUACUCGACAUGGGUUGCGAACUUAGCAAAUUGGCAACACCGAAUCAACCUACUACAGACCCACGGCUUCCGUUAACAGCGAAACAAAAAUUUACAGUUAUGGCUAGCUGGAAAGCAGUCUCCAGAAAGUUAGAAACGACUGGUGUCGUUAUGCUUCUAAGGUUGUUCGAAGAAAAUGAAGAACUGGUCCAAAUGUUUUCACGAUUUCUGGACUUGAAAUCAAAAGAAGAACGUUUCGAUAUGGAAGAAUUGGGGAAACACGCGGAGAAAGUAAUGACUGCCCUAGACGAAAGUAUCAGAGGACUUGACAAUAUGGAUGAUUUCCUGAGCUGUCUUCAUCAAGUCGGAGCUACGCAUACAAAAAUUCCUGACUUUAAUCCACAAUAUUUUUGGAAAAUUGAGCAGCCAUUCUUAGAAGCAGUGAAGCGAACUUUAGAAGAUCGAUACUCGGAGAACGUGGAGAGUACUUACAAAGUGACGAUUAAGUUCAUCAUCGAAACAUUAAUCGAUGGAUUCGACAAGGCUCAGAACGAUAAAGCACAAAGUGGCACUGCUAAAUCCUAGUCGUUUUAGUCUCAUCAUUAAAAAGGAACUAAAAUGAUUUUCGCUGAUUGCUGUCUAUCAGGGAUUGUAAUUUCCGAGAAAAAAUUCGAGAAGAGAUUGAAAAGUAAUUAGAUCGAUACCAAAGAACGAAUAAAUCACACGAUCACACGAUCGUUUGUUUAUUCCAAAGUACAGCUCCGUUUUUCCGGAUUCUCUGAUCUGCGAUGUAUGAUCGGUAUGAUAGAGCGCAUUCGACAGAAACGAAACAGAUAAGUUUCUGUGUUACUUUUUUUACAAAGGCACAAAUGAAUGAAUGUCCUAUAGGUUGUGGUUAGGUUUGAAAUCCUUUUCCUUCGAGCAGGUCUCGGUCAUGGAAAAUGCAUAAUUCGUGUGAAAUCACUAUGAUUAUCGUAUCACUUACGCCCUUGCACAGUUGUUUCGUGCUGUGAGCAAAAGCGACGAAGCGAACCACCACGUUCACUCUCUUGACGGCCAAAGAAAAUAAGUAACGCGUUCUCAUUUAACAUUUUAUUAAUUUGUAGUUCACAGAGAAAAAAAUCUUUUCUGUUUAAUUAUUUCGAUCGUUCGAACACAAUCUCAUAGUCUCCUCUCCCGAUAAUUCAUAUGUGUAAAUGUACGUAACCUGAACGUAUAGGUUACUCUGAAAGUUAAAGGGUGGCAUCGUUCAGGAGGCUGUAAAAGGGAGCAAAGUUAACAAAAAUAGCAUUACGUUAUUAUUCGAUAGCCUCCCGCUUCGGUGCGCUAUCGAUUAUAGAAUUUGAACCAUAUAAAUAUAGUAUAUAUGUAUUAUGAAUUAUUUCUAACGGAAUUGACUGCCAGCAAUUAUUACCAAUUAUUUGCCAAUUAUUUUUAUUCAAGUUCAUAUUCUGCAAAAUAUUCAAUUCAAACACAGAAAUCUGAAGCUUUCUAACUUGUUCAAGUUAAAAACUAAUGCAAGCAAAAAUGCUACUAUUUAUAAUUUGUUUUUAUUAUUUUUGUUCAUUUUUUAUGUACAAUAUGAAUAUUCUACGAAUCACUCGACAGAUACAAGACAAUAUCUUUAUACAAGAAUUGUCCUGCUUAGAUUUUAAAUGAAUUUAAAUAUUUUAUAUUUUAUAUUUUACACUCUA
Molecule: messenger RNA, 2988 nt
Organism: Frieseomelitta varia
Lineage: Eukaryota; Metazoa; Arthropoda; Insecta; Hymenoptera; Apidae
Product: globin-1-like
Exons: 4
Coding region: 1325-1879 (184 amino acids)
Molecular function (GO): oxygen binding; heme binding
Source: RefSeq, a predicted model, not a curated record